UUCUUUUUUCUCGGUUCUUUUUUUUCUUCCCCCACACUCUUUUGAGCUUUGCUCUCUUAUUAUAGAGAGUGACGAAAACAAAAAAUAGAUUCGACUAAUACGAAUAAACCGUCAAGCGCUUCUACAACCAUGGCAUCUGCAAGCAGCUCCGCGCAGGCCGCCUUCGGGCUGGGCCGGAGAAAGAAGAACCCCGGGCUCCUGGAUCAGAUAGGAAAGUUCUUUGGAGGGGACAAGAAAAGGAAGGGCAAGGGUUCUUUCCGAGGUGCUCUCUCUCCAGCCCCUCAGAAAGCGUCUGCCACCUCGCCACGCAAACGCGGAGCUGAGAACGCCGUGGUCCACUUCUUCCGCACGAUCGUGUCCCCCGCCCCUCCUAAAUCUAGGUGGAGGGGACUAGCUGCCAAGAUAGGCCUGGGCCAACAGAAGUCAAGCAAGAAGGCCAGCGCUGGGGACGGCAAAGGCACCCUGACUAGGAUCUUCAAAAUGGGUAGCAGGAGUGCCUCCCCAGCCAAACGCUGAAGUCCCCCCAAAACAACCCUUCCAACACCAAGGGGGUCGAUGUUUGAGAGCACAUCAUGGAGGGUGCAAACCAAAAAAAUGAAAAAAGGAGGAAGUCUCGUCAUCCCCUCAAACUGAGCUGCCUUUAUUUUUUAACACCCUAAUGUUUGCUAUUACCCCUCUUUUCCCCCAAAACAAACGCUCAUUCGGCUGAUAAGACAGCAACACAAUCUCUUCUUCGCCCUCCUCUUCCUCCCUACCGCCAAGUGUCGUGCAAAGUGUGUACCAGUGUGAAAUAUCUGAGAUCCUGAAGCCGCUCAACGUGUGCCAGCCUGAAUGAUCUUAUUUCUUCCUGUGUGUUCGGGUUAAGUUUUAUUUUAUUUUAUUUUAUUUCCCAGUCUUGUCUUUGUCGGGUUUCUAACAGAGAGGUGGCUAAGACCCGGAAGCGGUCCUGGGAUCAGCUGAGGGUCCAGGCCGGUGCAAGUACCGCUGACUUCACCGUUAAUGCCGCUUGUUGAUUGGUUGAUUAGAACCAGGUCGCUUCUGGGUUAUUAGUAAUAAUAAAAAUAAUCUUUUGUUUUCUAACUAAAAAAAAAAAAAAAAGAGUCGUUUUCUGUCUCGUCUCUCUGUCCGCGUCAUCACCUCGAACAUUUCCUCUAAGCAUCGCGUUGUGAACAGUUUAGUAGUUUAUUGUUAUUAUUUUACUAGAGUCGUCUUUUCACGCGCUUCCUUCCCUCACCCCCUCGUGUGAAGCGUCCUGUUGUGAAUGUAGUGUUUGUAACUUUAAGCUAGCUCGUAGUUUUGCGCAGAAUGAAAGAAACUCAGACGUAUAAUUUCCUGUUUAGUUUUCACGAACCACUGACUUUUUCCUCCCACGUCCGUAACCGCGUCACUCGAUAGUUUGAACGCUAAUGUCGGAGACGUGCUUAAUGCUUCCGUGUCUUCUGCUGUUUCUAUCGCACACUUAGAGCUAAAUUCAGUUCCCGAAAUGUACUUUUCCUCCUGAAUGCCAAAAAAAAAGAACAAAAACAAAGAAACAAAAAACAAUUAGCUGUGUUUCCUUUUUGGUGAAUGAAUAAAUAAAGAAAGCAACACACAGUUUUCACAAAGGUGCUCUGUGAUUAACACAAUAUAAAGUGUUUUCCUUACGAAUGUGUUAAAUUUUGUGUUAAAAAA
Poecilia latipinna (sailfin molly) is the source of this 1671-nucleotide messenger RNA. RefSeq names its product myelin basic protein-like. NCBI's taxonomy places the organism in Eukaryota, Metazoa, Chordata, Actinopteri, Cyprinodontiformes, Poeciliidae. The transcript is spliced from 6 exons. The record is from RefSeq and is a predicted model, not a curated record. The coding region runs from base 130 to 516 and encodes 128 amino acids. Gene Ontology annotation, molecular function: structural constituent of myelin sheath.